This is a messenger RNA of Cladocopium goreaui, 987 nucleotides long. The record is from the annotation of a GenBank genome assembly. NCBI's taxonomy places the organism in Eukaryota, Dinophyceae, Suessiales, Symbiodiniaceae.
AUGCCGCGUGAGGGAGACAAGCUCCUUGCCAUUUGCAUCGUCUACGUUGACGAUGUUCUUCUUUCCUGCCGUGAGGACUACAAGAAGGAAGAGUUCUAUGACCUUUUCAAAUUGGGCAGUGAGAAAGAGCUCACGCUCACCGAACCUCUUGAGUUCAAGGGCAAGGAGAUCAGUUUGAUCGAGCAAGACGGCAAGUUCAACCUGAAAGUGACACAAAAACGCUUCAUCAAGAACACCGAGCCUGGCAAGACUCGACCUGAAGUUGGAGCAUGGGUUUCAUUGGCCAACAAGGGCAAGGACACGAACCCAGCUGAUCUUGCCCAGCUUUACCAGACGCUGGACUAUAUCCGGGAGAAUCCCGACGCUGGCCUCCUCUUCCAGGACGUUGCUGUGAAUAAGGCGACAACGAUCAUUGGCUAUGCGGACAGUUCCUGGGCAAAUGCCGCGAAGUGUGCAUCGCAGCAGGGGUCCAUCGUGAUGAUGACCACACCACACUGCACCCAGGUCCCAACCAAGGCCAACGUGAUCGACUGGCGCAGCAACAGAUCCGCUCGAAUCUGCCGUUCGACACUUGCGGCAGAAGCAAUCGCCUGCGAUGACUGCGUGGAUCGAGCCUACUUUGUCAAUGAAGAUUUGACAGAAAUCCUCACUGGCGUUCCUCCACAUAAGGAUUCUGAGAAGUGGAAGCUCCAGCAGCUGCAGGUGACUGACUGCCGUAGCUUGUUUGAUGCUGUGUCGGCAGAGAACCCACGUACCACCGAAAAACGGACGUAUGUGGAUAUUCGCAGCAUCCAAGAAUUCAUUGGUGUCGAAACCAUUUUUUGGACACCUACGCAUUUGAUGUUUGCAGAUGGCCUCACUAAAGCCACUGAGGCGCUCAGGGAAGCUUUUGCCAAGUGGUUGCAACGGCCAUAUGUUCAACUCAAAGAAACAUCCAUGAAAGAAAGUAUAACCGGUGACAAUUACCAGCACUUGAAGAUCACAUGA